GUUAAUCAUAAUCAAGAUGGAACAAUAUCUCAUACAGUAUUAGGAGGUGUGAAUGAAUGUACAUUAAGUGAUAAAAAACUAAAUGAUCCUGAAGUUGUUAAUACAAUAAUGAAUUUAAAUCUUCCAUUUCGUCCAAAAUCAAUGUUAAAAUCCAUUAUUAUAAAAGGAAUAGAAUAUAAUGAACAAUGUAUUAUCAAUGUAUCAAAUGAAUAUUUUCCUAAGUGUCCAAAACUUGGUAAAAUGAUAUAUAUUUUGAGUAAUGGUCCAAGAUAUUUAUUUGUUUACCAAGAAUUAAAAAUUAAUGAUUAUGCUAUACC
Didymodactylos carnosus is the source of this 317-nucleotide messenger RNA. Lineage: Eukaryota; Metazoa; Rotifera; Eurotatoria; Philodinida; Philodinidae. The record is from the annotation of a GenBank genome assembly.